Messenger RNA from Cygnus atratus (black swan), 1503 nucleotides. RefSeq names its product growth differentiation factor 5 (gene GDF5). The record is from RefSeq and is a predicted model, not a curated record. The coding region runs from base 1 to 1503 and encodes 500 amino acids. Gene Ontology annotation, cellular component: extracellular region. The transcript is spliced from 2 exons. NCBI's taxonomy places the organism in Eukaryota, Metazoa, Chordata, Aves, Anseriformes, Anatidae. Gene Ontology annotation, biological process: SMAD protein signal transduction; BMP signaling pathway. Gene Ontology annotation, molecular function: growth factor activity; cytokine activity.
AUGAAAAUCCUGCACUUUCUCACUUUACUGCUUUGGCAUUUGACUUGGCUGUCUCUGGAUCUAGUUCCUGGAGCACUGAGUAAUUCUGAAGCAGGCCAGAGUAAUCCAGGAUCUAAACUAGGUUUGUUAAAAACAGAAGGAAAAGAGAGGAGUCCCUCAGCUCGGGCAGGUACGCUGCGGACUGUGAACCAUGGAUACAGUACUGGGACCUCAAAGGCUAGGACUAAAAGCAGUGCUACUCAGGCUGGAGCUCUCUUGGCCAAGAAUGAUGAAUCACAGAAGGUUCUCUCAAGAACAGCAGCCACGGAGGCAAAGGUAGGACAUCUCCCAGGCAGACUUUCUGGAGUAAGGACAGUGACUCCAAAGGUUCAAAAUCUUAGCAGCAAGGCAGCUUUGAAAAAAACUGGCACAAGCAGUACUGAUACCGGUUCUUUCAAAACCAAAAAGACUAAAGAGCCUAUAACCCAAAGGGAAACUAAGGAGACUUUCAGACAUCCCCCUAUAACGCCACAUGAAUACAUGCUCUCUUUGUACAGGACUCUCUCAGAUGCAGAAAGAAAAGGUGUUAAUGGAAGUGUAAAACUGGAGGCUGGACUUGCCAAUACAAUAACCAGCUUUAUAGACAAAGGACAAGAUGAGCGAGCACCAACUAUAAGAAAACAAAAAUAUAUUUUUGAUAUUAGUGCAUUAGAAAAAGAUGGCUUGCUGGGAGCAGAGCUUCGAAUAUUGAGGAAAAAACCUUCUGAUACUUGGAAGUCUCAUUCUUCUGGAAAAACUUCCCAAGUGAAAUUAUUUAGUUGCUCUACCAACAGACAAGCAGCAACACUCCUGGACUCUCGUACUGUCAGUAUCACAGAUACACCAAAAUGGGAAGUGUUUGACAUCUGGAAGCUUUUUAGGAACUUUAAAAACUUGGUUAAUUUGUGUUUUGAACUGGAAACUUUUGACAGGGGGAGAGCUGUUGAUCUCAGGACUGUGGGAUUUAAUAGAACCGGAAGACAGGUCAAUGAAAAGGCUCUCUUCUUGGUAUUUGGGAGGACAAAAAAAAGAGACUUAUUUUUCAAUGAAAUCAAAGCUAGAUCUGGCCAAGACGACAAAACCGUUUAUGAGUACUUAUUCAAUCAGAGGCGGAAGAGAAGAGCUCCUUUAGCAACACGUCAAGGGAAGAGGCCCAGUAAGAAUCCGAAGGCAAGGUGUAGCAGAAAAGCCCUCCAUGUGAAUUUUAAGGAUAUGGGCUGGGAUGACUGGAUAAUAGCCCCCCUAGAAUACGAAGCGUAUCACUGCGAAGGUCUUUGUGAAUUCCCCCUUCGAUCCCAUCUGGAACCCACCAAUCACGCAGUUAUCCAAACUUUAAUGAACUCAAUGGACCCUGAAUCAACGCCCCCAACUUGCUGCGUCCCAACCAGACUGAGUCCUAUCAGCAUUCUUUUCAUUGACUCUGCAAACAAUGUGGUCUACAAGCAGUAUGAGGACAUGGUGGUGGAGUCGUGUGGCUGUAGGUAG